AUGGAUGCAAGAGGCGAAGAUGAUGACAGGGCUGGUGGCCACGAGCACCACCACAACAAGCAGGAACAGGAGGAACAGCAGCAGGAGCAGGAGCACCAGGAGCAGGAACAGGCUGGGCAGGGAGCGUAUGUGCCUGUGCUGUAUGCGAGCCAGACGGGGACGGCGCAGGACACGGCAGGGCAUGUGUCGCGGACCCUCAUCAGGCACCACCUGUCGUCUGCAGCCAUUGCCAUGGACGCCUUCCACGUUGGCCGCCUGCUGGAGCUGCCGGUGGUCAUCUUCGUUGUCGCCACCUCCGGCCAGGGCGAGGCGCCAGACAACAUGAAGAAGACAUGGCGGUUCCUCUUGCGCAAGUCCCUGCCACCCGACUCGCUGCAGCACCUCCACUUUGCUGUCUUUGGCCUGGGCGACUCGUCGUACCCGAAGUUCAACUUUGUUGGCAAGAAGCUCUUCAAGCGCCUGCUGUCGCUUGGAGCGACGCCGCUCACCCCCAUCGGCCUCGCAGAUGACCAGCACCCGCUUGGCGUGGAUGGAGCCCUCAUGCCGUGGAUCGAGACCCUGCUCACCGCUAUUCGCCCUCUCUUCCCACAGCCCCUGUCGCGCCCGCCCAUUCCAGGCGACAAGCUGCUCCCGCCUGUUGCCAAUGUCAUUCAGCUCAGCGCCGACGAACAUGCCACAUUAACAUACCAACAGCAGCAACAGCAGCCGUUUGAGAGGCCUCACAACGAGGCAGCGCCAUCACGACGCACUCCUGCCCGCGUCCCCAUCAAGCUGAACCAGCGCAUGACCCCAGAGGAUCACUUCCAGGACGUCAGACACGUUGUGUUUGAUGUGAGCAGCGCCAACCUUCCGUAUGCACCAGGCGACGUGCUCUAUGUGAUGCCCGAAAACACGUCCGAGUCUGUGGAUGCCAUCUUGGACUGGUUUGGCGUUGAUGGCGCCAUGCUCGUGCGCGUGCAAGUGGACGACGAGGCCGUUGCCACGUCACUGCCUGCACUUCCGGACCGCCUUUCCUUCCGCGAUCUGCUGACACACUACCUCGACAUCCAGGCUGUUCCCAAGCGCUACUUCUUUGAAAUCCUCGCUUCUUUCGCUGCAGAUGAAAUGCAGAGCGAGAAGUUGCGCGAGUUCACGGCAGCAGAGGGGCAGGAGGCGCGGUACGAUUAUGUCAAUCGCAUGAAGAGAACAGCAAUCGAAAUCCUGCGGGACUUUCUGUCCGCCAAGGGGCGUGUUCCUGUCGCGUACGCGGCGGACAUGUUUGGAUUCAUGCAGCCGCGGGCCUUCUCCAUUUGCCUCCAAUCCGCAGGUCUGAACACGAAGACGUUUCUGCAUGCGGGCGAGAUCCACACGGCCGUGGCCAUUGUCAACUAUCGCACGCGCAUGGCUACGCCCCGUCGCGGCGUCUACACAAAUUGGUUGAAGACCUUGCAGCCAGACACCAUGUUCGUGUUUGGCAACCGUAACGCCGCUGCCGACUUUCUGUACGGCGAUGAGUGGCGCGCACUCGAGCACCGUGGCCUCCUCACCCUCGUCCUGGCAUUCAGCCGCGACCAGGAGCACAAAGUGUAUGUGCAGCACAAAAUGCGCGAGCAUGCCGGUGCCAUCUAUUCCGCAAUCGCACGCGGCGCCUACAUCCUCCUUGCAGGGAGCUCGGGGAACAUGCCCAAGCAAGUCCGCGAAGCCUUUGUGGAUAUCAUUCAGCAAGAAGGAGGGAAGACGGCGAAGGAAGCGGAGGCGAUGGUGAAGGACAUGGAGAGGACUGGACGGUACACGUGCGAGACGUGGGAUUGA
This is a messenger RNA of Salpingoeca rosetta, 1791 nucleotides long. RefSeq names its product NADPH dependent diflavin oxidoreductase 1. The coding region runs from base 1 to 1791 and encodes 596 amino acids. The transcript is spliced from 10 exons. Gene Ontology annotation, cellular component: cytosol. Gene Ontology annotation, molecular function: FMN binding; oxidoreductase activity; flavin adenine dinucleotide binding. NCBI's taxonomy places the organism in Eukaryota, Choanoflagellata, Craspedida, Salpingoecidae. The record is from RefSeq and is a predicted model, not a curated record.